UCGACGAGGAUUACAAUGUUUGACUGCGUCAGCACUUGGAGUAGAAUAAGUGGGUAGCAGGCAAGACACAGCCUCCUUUCGCAAUUCUAUACCAAAUUCCAGCAUCACAUUGCUGACACACCUUCCUACCUGGGCUAACAAGCUGCGCUUAAACUUAUCUAAAGAGACCGACUUGAGCGCAAACUCGUUGAGCGCCGCUCAGCUGAGCAAUUAGCCUAUUCACUUGGUCAAGAUGGCGGAAGGGUUUACAGUGAAGGACACAAAUAAUAAUGUAUCUGAUGAACAUUCUCACAGAAGUAAAGUGGAUAAAUGCAGACCUAUCUCUCCUGAUAAACAUUUUCUGUCGGUUCCUUUCAGAGGUUGUGUCAGAGGUGGAAUGAGGCCAGGGAAGAAAAUCAUUGUAAUGGGAAUUGUGAAUCCUCACCCUAACAAGUUUGUCAUCAGUUUAACAUGUGGCUGUGGCACAGCAGAGGACAUGCCCGCUAACGUUGCACUGGAGCUCUGCGCCAGGUUCAAGGACCACCAGUUUCUGCGCCAGGCUCGCGUCUCAGGCACCUGGGGAGACACUGAGAGGCUCAUCCCCUACUUCCCUUUCAUUGGGGAUCAGCCGUUCAGGAUCGAGAUCCAUUGUGAACAGCUGCGAUUCCGUAUAUUCGUGGAUGGACACCAGCUCUUUGACUUUUACCACAGAGUGCCAAAACUCCCUGAAAUUGACACAUUAUGGAUCAAGGGGAGUGUUAGAAUUACCAAACUGGGUUGAAUCAAAAAAAGAAAAUCAGCAUUGAAUGGACCUCACUAGAGUGAAGAUCAUGCAAGCAAUGUUUUCCUAUGCAUCUUGAGACAAAACUAAAAGUAUAAAACUUCAACAACAAAUAGCCCUUCAAACAGCAUUGAAUCAUGCAGCUAAUUAUGUGUGAUUUUGUUUAUUCAGAAUGGCCUUGAGUUCACAAGGCUUGGACAGAAAGUACAUACUAAAAAUGUCCAAACCAGAUCAUCCAUUUUUAAAUACUGGCAGGGCCGGUCCUUCCUACAGGCGACAUAGGCAGCCGCCUAGGGCGGCAUGAAGAGGGGGGCAGCAUUUUCCCAAGUGCAUCCAUUAAUUGUGUGCUAACCCAAAUGUUGAUACAUGUCGCCUAGGGCGCCAGAUGUGCUAGGACCGGUACUGAGUACUGGUGCUAUUGUGUCUGUGUUAUGCCUUAAUGCAAUUACUGGUCAAAUGAGACUUAAAUCAAUUUAUGUAUUUUCAUGAAUAAGUAAGCAACUGUGAUAACAUGUUGAUGACUAACAAUGGACAGUCAGAAAAUAGUGUUAGGCAAACAGUUAAAUAUAGUGUGACUUUGAUAUGAUAUAUCACUGGGUGUGUUUCCUCAAUGUUUAUUUAUUAGAUAAAUAAGUGACUGUCAUGGGGCUUGUCCCAUCAAUCUGUUUGUCUUAUUUUAAUU
Hypomesus transpacificus is the source of this 1442-nucleotide messenger RNA. Its product is annotated as galectin-related protein B-like. The coding region runs from base 233 to 760 and encodes 175 amino acids. The transcript is spliced from 5 exons. The record is from RefSeq and is a predicted model, not a curated record. NCBI's taxonomy places the organism in Eukaryota, Metazoa, Chordata, Actinopteri, Osmeriformes, Osmeridae. Gene Ontology annotation, molecular function: carbohydrate binding.